Pieris macdunnoughi is the source of this 1224-nucleotide messenger RNA. The record is from the annotation of a GenBank genome assembly. NCBI's taxonomy places the organism in Eukaryota, Metazoa, Arthropoda, Insecta, Lepidoptera, Pieridae.
AUGUAUAAAACGGUGCGCCAUGGCGAAAAUAGUCUUCAGUAUACUAUCCUUCCGCAGACCGAAGAAGUGCUUAACAACAGUGGACUUAAAGGGAAAGGGCGGGAUUAUAGCCCCUCAAUUCACGUGAGACGGUCCAGGCGAAAAUCAACCCUCAAAUAUGUAUUAAUGGUAAUAUUUGGAACUGUUGUAGCCCUAGCAUUGGCGUCUGUUCCUCUAUACGUUAUGAACGGUGCUAUAUUUGCUCGAAGAAUGCAAUUCGAUCACCAUGAUACUACGACGCCAGCUCUCACUCCCGGUGGUAGAGAAAUAUUACGAUCCCGUAAAAAGGAACUGAAGAUGUCUGCUGAAACUACCAUGAAACCUCAAUUGGACAUUAUAACUACCACAACUACUCCCUCUACUACUACUACUCCAGUCCCCAUAACUGUGACCAGUGAAAAGAUUACAAAUCCAUCCUGGACCAUGCCUGCUUUAAGGUCUUGGAAAGCAGUGUCAUCGACGUCUCUACCACAAUUACCAACAGAAGAUAUCGAACGGAUUCCACUAAUUGGCACACCCUCAGGAAGUGUGCGUCUUCUAGACCAUUACAUGUCCAUGAGGCCAUGGGAUAAAGACAUUAUAAUUAGACCAACUGUCGCCUCAGAACCGAUAACGAUUCGUGACGUUUUUAACUAUUUUUCCAUUCACUCUCCAGAUAAAAUUGUAACGGAUAGCCCGAAAGUAUUCGAAGAUGUAUUGAUCACCACAAAGGCUACGAUAGAGAACAUAGCAACUACUGAAGCUAUUGCGAAUGAUCUAUCAAAGUUCAAUGACCUAAAAGACACACUGCUGUCCGUAGAUACCGAUGAAGAGGCAAAGGAAACGCUAGAAGAGGACGAAGUAUUUUCUUUACCACCAUUAAAACCAGAUAUAGCGGUGGACUCGGAUUCAGAUGAAGUUACAGUUUCUAAGACCACAAAUGGCUGGUACGGCCAGAAAUGGCCAUUUGUGGAUUCCUCGACUUACUUCAGGUGGCCUGUAAAUAGCCCCAAUGACAGCAUCGUACUACCACUAUUAACAGGGGCUUUAUCGUCGAUUACUCUGGUGCUAAUAUUGGCUUUUGCGAUCAAGUUAAGAAAACGUACCAGCCAUCCCUGCGCUACUGGGAAGUUAUCCACCGAAUCUCAAACUGAUGACAACACUAACUUAUUGACGGCUGAAAAUCCAGAAGAAGUCGAGGAGUGA